AUGUCGCCAUCAUAUUCAGAUAUAGUGAAGAAGUUGGAGCAGAUUCUUAGUAAUGAACAAAUCUCAGAAAUCCUGAAUAGUGGGAAACGAAAUUCGAGUCCUCUGACAGAUCUAAAAGACAUUUUUCAUGGUCCCCACAAGGCUGAUAAUGUGGAUCAACUUGACGACCAACGUUACCGCGAAAUAUUCGAGACUCUGUUCAAGAAUCUGUUCAAGAUUGUCGUUGAGGAGAAACGAAAACAUCAUGUCUCUGCCAAAUUCAAAAAACAUUCGGCAUCCAAAAAACAGUCGGCCAAUAAGGUAGAGCUUUGUGACAAUGUCAUAUGUUUUAUCAUGCAGGCUGGGGUAUUAUACAAAUUGAAGAAGAAGACCAUAAACGCUAUAAUUGCUCACAUUAUUGAUACGAUUCUUACGUCGACUGGGGGCUACGAUCAUCCGAUAGCAGCUGACUAUCUCAAGGCACUGGGCCCUUUUCUCGAGCAACCAGCGAUUGCACAAGGUCUUCUAAAGGAUGUUCGGACUGAACUUAUCGAAUUUUCUCUCGGUGGUAUCGAAUUGUACCUGGGAGAUACUGACGGCGAUAUUUCAGAAUCUGGCUAUGGAUUUGACCAUCCAUCACUGCCUAAAUCUUCCUCCGGGAUGGGAAGUAUGCCAAAGAUAUCUAAUUCGGUAUCCAGGCAAAAUGUAGAAAUUUUCUGCCAAAUUAUCUUCUCACUUCUUUCUACUACCAACAAUCCUUCAUUCCCAGCUCUUGAACGAGUGGCCGCCAUAAUGAUGCGCUUGCUACAGUACCAGGAGAAUUUGAACGUAAGCAAGCUACAUCAGGUCGUAAGCAAGCUACAUCAGGUAACAUUCUCAGUUCUUAAUAUCGUUUUGUCAUUUUUCCGUGAAGAUCGUACAUCCCAUUCGUUUGCAAUUGGUCGAGAUUUGCUUCCUUUGAUAUGCCAGCUUUGGCCAGGUAGAGCAAACGACGAGAUGCUCAACUGUGUGCGAGAUGAAAUGUUGAUAAGUCUUUACCACAUUCAUCUACACCUGGAGAGCAACAUCAUGAGUGAUACGGAUGUCGAGCUGCACAGCAAUUUGAACGAUUUACUUGACGCCUUAAAAUCAGAUUAUUCUAGACGCGCAGACCGUGAUCAGCUCCAAUUAGACGAUUUGGAAAUCUUAGAUUUGAGUUCCAGACAGGUGGGCUGCGAUCCUUUUCGUCUACAUUGUUUCCGACUAAGAUCUCACCACAAUCGCAUGGCUGAACGCACUCGCAUGGCUGAACGUAACUGGGCAAAUCUACUCUCCAUGGCCAUCCUAGAACGAUUAGUGAGACUCAAAGAGCACAUUCAUCAAGUGAAACCUAAACUGGGAGACGAGUCGGAUAUUUACCCACGAAAGCGUCAACGCAUUUCUCAGUCAUCUGAAAGGUUACUCGAUCCUCUUAAGUCUGACGAUCAGAAGAUACGGUUGGCCGGUUUGCAACUAAUACCAUUCUUACUGCAAGAUUGUAAACUCUCAACUUCUUCUCUGAAGGAGUUGCUGGAUCAUUUGGGGAAGUGUGCAUUAGACAAGCGUAGUAGUAACAUUGCGUCAUGGGCUCUACUUGGUAUAGCAAGCUGUACAUAUCAGGCAUGUGCUGCAGAGGAAUCCUUAAUAGAUUGGAAACAGCUCUGGCAUAGCGGAGCUAAAGCGCUCACUUUUGCGGGGACUUGUCGCGCCGCUGCUCUAGCGCUCCAUGCAAUUCACGCCAAACAUCUGAUAGAUUAUCGUGAUAUCGAAGACAGUGUGAGCGCAAUCAUCACCGCAGCUGACAUCAGUGGCCCGCCAGUCCUCUGCGACUCGUCGAUCUUCCUGGUCAACCACUUAUUACAGGUUACCGUUAGUGAAGCUCCUGGAGCGAGCCUGGCAGCGUGCCAGCACGUGAUUCGUUGGGUUUUUGGAAGAUGGAAUCCAGCUGAUAGAUUAUUCAAUGCUCGAUACGGAAAUCACUUACGCCCUUCUUACUUCGUUGCAUUGUUGCGGACGAGCCUUGGCCUACCAAGAUUGCCUGUAUACUCAAAUAGUCGUCAUAUAGGAGGAGGUGUGCUGUCUCAGGCAUGGCAACAAUACUUGGACGUUGAAAAAGUUCUUCGUUAUCUCCUGCUACUUGACGGCGGUGCACCCGUCGAAGCAGAUUUCGUGUGCCGAUCCUGUCCGAAGUCUACUGCUGAUUAUGAUGUGAUUUUCCAAUUAGAUAGUGCUCACUUCAACUCUACCCGAAAACUGAUACUCGAAUUUCUGAUGUCCAAAUGUAGCGAGCUUCUACAGAUUUGGAGAAGCUUUAAUACGGAGCGUUCUCCGCAGGUUUCCACUGAUAUGUAUCGAGGCUCACUGAAUACAUGUAUCACUGGUCUCCUCCUACUACCUAAUUUUGCCAAUGCCAAUUUAGAGCAGUUAUAUCUUUUAGGGGAAGACCUCCGAUGCUUGGGUGAUGAGUUGCUCGAAUUUUUGAGAAGAUCCGAUGCCAAGGAUUUUCAGGCCACCCAAGAGUUCAUCGACACUCUUCUGCAAACAAUCCAACCUCAUCUCCCCCCUUGCGACUUCACUCAAUUUAGGCACGUCGCGGAGCAGAAUUCUCAGUUGUUGCAAUUCUUAAGUCUUGUCGCGGGAGAGAUCAAGCGUCGCCGCCUAGCGCCAGAGUCAAUCUCGGCACUUUAUGAUGAUCCUAUGGAUAUUGAUGAUGAAUUUUCCACCCAUAGGAGUCAAUUGGCAAUAGAAGCGCAAAAGUCGAACAUCCCCAGGCGAGCCAUGGCACUGGAGAUGAGUUAUUCAUCUUUUUAUCUAGAUACAAUAGGCCGACUCAUGCUAGCCGCUGAUAUGCACGAGUGCCCUGAACGUUGCACGGUGCCAACUUCGUUCAUCGAUGAGCUAGUCUCUAUGAAGCAUGAGGAGAUACUCUCGUGCCGUCCACUCAUGCGCAACGUGCUUCAAUCUGAUCUCUUUCUUGACGAAGCAGAUGCCUAUCGCCUUCUCCAGCGUGUGGGGCUUAUUCUGUCAUCAGCCGAUUUCAUGUCCAGCGAAAUUGCCAUGUGUGCAUGCUUGGACGUAUUGACAGGACUGUUACCUAUCUGGUCAGUGGAAAUGCAGAACCCGUUCGGAAAUCACGCCAAGCAACUUUAUGAUUGGUUUAUUUCACGAAUCCAAAAAGGCACCGCUUCUACAGUUGUGCAGCUAGAGAUUGUCAAUUUGCUACGAAAACUUUUGCGAGCGAACCAGAAUUAUGGAAAUUCACCUUCUCGGUCAUCACCGCGUACAAGCCUGUUGGAGCUUCUCGGAAAGGGUAAUGCUCCUACCAAGUUCUUCAUUGGUGAUCAGCUCUCGGAAAUAUUUGAGCUCUCCACAUUGAAAGAGCAUGAUGAUAUAUUUGUGGAUGUGCUUGGGCUUCUACCUUCUGACCCAGAAUUCUUGGAAGGAAUCGCGUUUCGACUUUAUGUCCUAGCAAAACUAGCUUCCCGUUGGUCAACUCUUCUGCGAAGAUGUAUCUAUCAUAUUUUUGAAACACCGGGUAGGAUUUCGGGUUCUGUUCGGCAUGCAACUCGGUGCUUAUCCAAUGUUACUUCUGCACUCGCAGUACAAAGUCCUCGAGAAUUGUUUGCAUUGUUUGCGCCUCAGAUUCUCUACACGUGGUUUGAAACAGAGACGAUUGACGAUAUACCAUAUCAAAUUUUUGGCUUCGCUGCUCUCAGCGACUUAUUAGUAUUCGCCGAGGAAGAGGCGUCCGCCCUUAUGAUGAUGCGAGGUCAUGAUACCCAGCUGGACCACCUCGCUGAGCUGCUAAAAGUUCCCACAGUCCAACUACUCCAGAGAUGCUUCGCGAAAGUUAUGGCAUACUGUAUUGCCAACGAUAUAAGCAUACCGCCUUCUUCGAGUGACAAGAAACACAUAAGUGGUGAGACUCGACUGAAAAAGCGCCUCGGUCAAAAACUGUUCUUGGAAUGUGUCAAUCUGCAUUUUACAGACAUAUUAGCUACCCUGUUCAACAUCAUAGACCAGGAGCAGCAUGUCGAAAGAUCAUUUGCUAAGGAUGAGAGCUUAGUACACGCCGCGAACAUCAUGGGGAAAAUCAAAAAUCUGAGCUCGUCCGAGAUUACUUUGCCUGCAAAUCAGCAACCUGCAUUCAAAGCAAAAUACCUCUCACAUGAAAUCAAGUAUUUGUGCGCAAGGACAGUACAUGAGGCAGGUAGUUUAUACACUCCAAGCUUAGUAGCCUUCAUCGCCAGAAAGUUACUUAAGACUAUCCACCCUGCACUUGGAUCGCUGCAUGCUUGCUCUGUGUUGCGGAAGCUUCGUGUUCUGAUCUCGCUUGCUGGAAACUCUGUAACUCGGGGUUAUCCUCUAGAAAUGCUUCUUCGAUCUGUAAGGCCUUUUAUCAAGGACCCCGAAUGCGCAGAUGAUGCUAUCGGUAUCUCGCAAUAUUUGUUAGGUCAGGGCUCAGAAUAUCUAAAAUUAUCCCCAUCUUUUGUUGCAAGUAUUACUCUUUCGAUACUAGGGUCUUUGCGUGUAUUCAUGCAAGAGAGCAGAUCUAGCACAACCCAGGAGAGUCAACACCAAGCUACAAUGUCUAAGGCUCAGAAGUUUCAUCUCUGGGUUGGAGAAUAUGCUUCUCAGUAUGAAUCUCCUGUUUUAGUAGGAUCUUUGAGUUCAAGUUUCAAAUCUCUCGUGGCCUCUGCUCGGGAGGUUCGAACAAUCGGGAAUGCUGAAAGAGGGACAACUGAAAGCACACUACUGGACCAGCUACUGGAGGAUGAAAAGAACGGGGGCUCUUUACUAACCCUACCUGCUCGAAAGCUCGCACUCAGCAUGCUGUGCUCGGAAUUCAAAUGUCCCACCUCCUUCAGGACCGAUAUAUAUGGUGAAGAUGCAGCUGCCGAAGCAAGGGCUGCUGUCGUAUGGAAAUCCUGCAGAAGAAAUUCUUCGAAUAAACAAUAUAUGUCUUGGGCCGCGCGGGUACUCGGAAGAGCCUUCGCAGCUACUGGCCAUGUGCACCACGAGCUUCUGCAAGAAUCCACAUUGUCGAACAUGAAGGAAUUGAAGACAUCAUACAAAGGGAACCUUCCAUCAAGGGCAUGUAUAUUGAGUCUUCUGCAAUCAUUAAUCUUAGGGGAUGAUCUUUCAGCAGCGGGGACUGCCGAAACGGCUUUACGUAUCAUUGUCACAACUUCGGACGGGCAGGUUUUGGAAAUGAGUCGUCAAAGUCUAUCACCACCAGUGUUCGAGGCGUCAGUGUGGAAUCCUUAUCCUGUUCCGCCAUGUGAGAUCGCAAAACCUGCAGAUGUAGAUAGCUUAAGGAAUCAUCUCGAUGCAGAUUCCAUACUUUCUCUUAAUUGGCUAUGUGAUCUCUCCAUUGCAUUGGUUAGAGCUGUCCCUCAAGACCCUAUACUGUGCGCCUUAGCACCAGUUCUUAGGGAUGUACCGGACUUUGCCGAUCAAGCGUUCCCGUUCAUUCUUCACCUUGUGCUCUCCACGGAUUUUCCGGCACAGAAGAACAAUCGUAACCAAAUCUCUAGUGCAUUUGCGGUGUGGUUUUCCAAGAGUCAAUCCGUCGAAAAGAAUAGCCUGAAAACUCUUAUCAACUCGAUUCUAUAUUUACGCACUCAACCUCUACCCCACGAGAAGUCUUCGGCGGAUCGUUUGCAUUGGUUAGAUCUCGACUACAUCAAAGUCGCUACAGCCGCCAUACAUUGCGGAAUGUUUAAAACGGCUCUAAUAUUUGUCGAAGAACACCAAUCGAUCCCAGUCAAAUCAUCUCGACGUUCUUCAAUGGUGAAAGACGGCGGUGAGGCUCCCGAGAUACCCACAGAUUUGCUUCUCGCAAUUUUUGAGAACAUUGAUGACCCGGAUCUAUAUUAUGGAGUGCAACAGACAGCCAGCUUAAGCACGAUAUUAGCAAGACUGGAGUAUGAGAGAGAUGGGCCUAAACACCUUGCUUUCAGGGGUGCACAAUACGAUAACCACGUUAAGUGGCAGGACCCUCGAGCCGCUCAGGACGCACAGUCUCUUGUCAAGGCACUAGACAUGCUCAGCUUGAGUGGUCUUUCUCACUCUCUAUUGCAAACACAGCAGAACUAUGGAAUAGCUGGCCAAUCAUUGGAUUCUAUGUUUCGUACCGCCCGUAAACUGGAGCAAUGGGACAUUCCAGUCCCUACCAGCGAUAAUCACUCGGUGACGAUAUACAAAGCUUUCCAAGCAGCUCAUGUUGCUACGAAUCGUGGAACAUUCAUGAACGCAAUCAAUGAAGGACUUGAGGGUACAAUGGAACGCCUCGUGCGAGAUGACCUUAGCGCCAGUGCCCUUCACGAAUCACUUAGAACUUUGGCGGCCCUUUCCGAGAUGGACGAAGUGCUUAGCUCACAAGGGUCCCAAGAGUUUGAAGAUAUUUUGUCAAGAUUUCAGAAACGAUCCGAAUGGAUGAAGACGGGGAGGUUUGACGAUAUAAGCCAGCUGAUUUCUUGUAGGGGAACAACUUUAAGUACUCUGAGCCAGCAACCACGCCUUCGAGACAUACUCAAUCUUUCUUCUCAAGAUACGAGACUAGUAGAGGUACAUGCUGCACUUAUGGCUUCAUCCCUCAAUCGUGCUCACGGAGCUCUACAAGAAUCUCUAUCUCUUGCAACUUCGUUGAUUGAUCUUAUCAAACCAUGCCAGUCCCUUGACUUGUACAUUGAAGCUGCAGUUCAUAUGGAAACCGCGGACGCGUUGUGGGAGCAAGGUGAAAUGACAUCUUCGAUAGGCAUGUUACGGGCUUUGGAUAAUGCAUCCUUUUUGAAAACGCAGACAAUACCUGUUGGUCGUCCUGAUCUUCUAUCGAAGAUUGGUCACCAAAUCUCUGAAGCCAGACUCGAAAAGCCCGAUCGGAUAAUUGAGAAGUAUCUCAAACCAGCCCUCAAAGACUUAAAAACUUCCGAUGGCAAUGAAGCUGCGAAGGUCUUCCAUCAAUUCGCCGUAUUUUGUGAUCAACAAUUACAGGAUCCUGACAGCUUGGAAGAUUUGGAGCGAAUGAAAAAGUUGAGCGAGAUGAGAUCCGGUGAUGUCACCGACUACGAAGAACUUUUGAGAAAGUCAACCUCUUCAGCAGAGAGAGCAAAACAUACCGGUUAUCUGAAAAAGGCCAAGACAUGGCUUGGACUAGACGAGCGUGAGUAUCGCCGCCAUUGCUCCAGCAGGGAUGAGUUUUUGCGCCAAUGCUUGGAAAAUUACCUUCUCGCUUUGGGUGCCUCGGAUAAUCAUGAUAGUAACGCGCUUCGUUUUACGGCACUUUGGCUUGAGCAUUCUGUGGAGAAUUUCGCCAAUGAAGCUGUCGCCAAAGUUGUGCUUAAAGUGCCUAGUCGCAAAUUCGCCACGCUGAUGAACCAGCUCAGUUCUCGUUUACUUGAUAACGAUUCGAAAUUCCAGCAGCUUCUCUUCAAUUUGGUUCUACGUAUCUGCACGGAUCAUCCGUAUCAUGGGAUGUAUCAGAUAUAUGCCGGGUCUCACAGUCGGCCAAAUGUCAAAGAUGAAAUAGCUGUUUCAAGAAAUAAAGCCACCCUCAAGGUUUCAGAGCAACUCAGGAGAGCCGAGAACUCACAGGUAAUUUGGGCUGCGUUGGGUGCCGUCAUACAGCCAUAUACUCAGCUCGCAGGCGAGAAAGAUGAUCAGAAGUACAAAACUGGUAAGAAACUUUCAAUUGUUAAAGAUUCACCUGCGGGUGCAAAGCUCAACAAAGCGGUGGGGAAGCACUCAAUACCGCCUCCGACAAUGCAAAUAGAUCUUCGUGCAGAUAAGAAUUAUUCGAAGGUACCAAAAAUGGUCAGAUUUGAGUCACAGAUGAGUAUAGCAUCUGGAGUAAGUGCACCAAAGAUCAUCACUGCUGUGGCGGACAACGGGGCGCGAUUUAAACAACUGGUAAAAGGCGGUAAUGAUGAUCUGCGCCAAGACGCCAUCAUGGAACAGGUAUUCGCUCAGGUCAGCGAACUCUUAAAAACGAACAGAGCUACUCGGCAAAGAAACCUCAGCAUCAGAACCUACAAGGUUCUACCAUUAACCUCUAUAGCUGGUGUUAUCGAAUUCGUGCCAAGCACAAUCCCCUUGCAUGAGUAUCUCAUGCCAGCACAUGAGCGCUUCUAUCCAAAAGACCUGAAAGGAAAUCAAUGUCGUAAAGAGAUUGGGGAUGUUCAAGGUCAGCCAACGGAAGCACGAGUCAAGAAAUUCAGAUCGGUCACCGAGCGUUUCCAUCCCGUGAUGCAUUACUUCUUCACAGAGCACUUCAACGAUCCCGAUGAAUGGUUCACCAAACGUCUAGCAUACACUCGCAGCACAGCUGCUAUAUCGAUUCUAGGCCACAUUCUCGGAUUAGGGGAUAGACAUGGACACAACAUUCUCCUCGAUUUCGAGAGCGGUGAAGUAGUACAUAUUGAUCUUGGUGUGGCUUUUGAAAUGGGUCGGGUUCUUCCAGUCCCCGAAUUAGUACCUUUCCGUCUCACUCGCGAUAUCGUCGACGGAAUGGGCAUUACUAAAACCGAAGGUGUAUUUCGACGAUGCUGCGAGUUCACUCUGUCUGCUUUACGUAAGGAAGUCUAUAGUAUUAUGACGAUUCUUGACGUUCUACGAUAUGAUCCGUUGUACAGUUGGUCCAUAUCACCGGUGCGGCUUGCAAAAUUGCAGACAGCGCAGAGUGUAGCGCCGGAACCUGGAAUGGUACACGAGAGAGAUGCUGGGAAACAAGCAGUCAAUCAGCCAAGUGAAGCCGAUAAAGCGUUGACGGUGGUUAACAAGAAGUUAUCAAAGACUUUGAGUGUGGAAGCUACUGUUAAUGAUUUGAUCAAUCAAGCGGGUGAUGAGAGGAAUUUAGCGGUUUUGUAUUCAGGUUGGGCUGCAUAUGCGUAG
Messenger RNA from Sclerotinia borealis F-4128, 8889 nucleotides. The record is from the annotation of a GenBank genome assembly. Lineage: Eukaryota; Fungi; Ascomycota; Leotiomycetes; Helotiales; Sclerotiniaceae.